AUGGCGGCCGCCUCGUCCUCCUCCCCGACCUCGACCGCCGCGCCACAAGACGAGUGCAACCAGAUGCAGCAAGACGAGAUCCUCGCUCUCGACUCAAUUUACAACGACCCUUCGCUCGGCAGCGACACCGCCGCCGCUGCUGCUUCCACGUCGACCGCAAAGGGCGAGGCACACGCCAGCCAAGACACCCGUGCACGCCUCGUCAUCGAGCGCAACCAGCCCGGCUCGCCACCCAUCCUCUGCCUCGUCCUGCCCGUACUGCUCCCCCGUCUAACGAAAAUACAGGUCACAUCCAUAUGGCCGCAGCCCUCCGCAACACAGCCUCUUGGCGUCAACCCAGGAGCGCCGUGCCUCAAACCCACCGCCACAGCCUUUCAACCCAAGGCUAAGUCUACUGCGCCGACACCACAGGGCCUCGAAGACGGCGUGGCACAACUACAUCUCAACCUGCAAGUGCAUCAGAAGAACAGCUCGUCGGCGCCAACGAAUGGCCUCAACGGGCUCCCUCCCAAGCCCAGCGGGCAAGCUCGACCUCGUGCUCCGCCACCGCAACGCCCGACCGACGCCGGCAGCCCAGAGAUGACCGGCUCGAGGCGCAGCAGGGGCAAGGGCAAAGGCAGACGAGAACCGUGCGGCAAGAAGAGCGAGCAACCACAUGUCAAUGGCGUCGCAACAAUCGGGCCGGAAGGCGCAGAUCCAAUGUCACCCGCUUUGAGGGCUGCGGCCGGAGGCCAGGUAGCGCCUCCCUCCAAACCACCAGCGGCUGCAUCAUCGCCGUCUGGCUCUCGUGCGACCGACGCCCCGAUAGCUUCGGCAAUCACGCCAAUCCUGCCAGCAAGACCGCCCACGAUACGGAAGCUGCCACCGCUGGCACAUCUGCCGCCCGUCGUACUCCGAGUCCGGCUGCCUGCAACGUAUCCCCUGCAAACGGCGCCGGAGCUCCUGUCGCUCGAGGCGGCAUGGCUGUCGAAGGGCGUUGGUGGCGGCGGCUCGCCUUCACUCUGGAUUCAAAGGCGGCUGCAGGAGCAGUACGACGAGCUAGGCGGCAGCGAAGUGCUGUGGGCCUGGGCACAGUGGCUCGCCGAAGGCAUGUGGGAAGAGCUGCUCCUCGCGCCCGGCUCCACUUCCCCGGCCGAUCUGCCGUUUUCGGCCCACCACGACGGCGCCCAGGCUGCGGACGCCUGUGAGCUCGCGUUCGACGAGUACCUUGCGUCGCCUGACGACACGCCGCUGCUGGCCGCCACGCUGCUGUCGCACUCGCGCCUAUGCACGCGCGACGAUUUCGACACGUCGUCGUUUGAUUGCGGCAUCUGCCUCGAGAACCGCAAGGGGCGCAAGUGCACUCGGCUCGAAGGGUGCGGCCACGUGUUCUGCUCCGAGUGCCUGGUCGCCUAUCUCUCGAUGCUGGUCGACGAGGGCUUUCAUCGCCAGGCCAAGCGCUGCCCGGACCCGGAGUGUGUCAAGAUGCGCGGCGAAAUGGAGAAGCGCGGCGAGGAUCCCGAGGCCGACGCUGCAAUGGCAUCGUCGUCGUCGUCGUCGUCGACGCCAGGUGCUCGUCGGGCUGACGACGACGGCGACAACAACGAUGCGGCACCGUCCGCCUCGGCCACGCCUCCUCGGGCAGCGACGGUGCGCGGCUCCAUUAGCCGGCCUGAGCUCGCCACGAUUCUGACGCCCGAACAGCUCCACCGCUUGGACCGGCUGACGACCAAGGCUCGCCUCGAGUCGGACCCGAGCAUCACCUACUGCCCGCGCUCCGACUGCCAAUCCGCCGUGGUGCGCAAGCCGGGCGACGAGGGCAUCUGGGAGCGCUUCCGGCAGUGCCAAGAGUGCGGCAUGAGCUUCUGCGCGUGGUGCGGCCGCAGCUGGCACGGCACCAACCCGUGCCCCGUGUCGUUCCACGCCGACCUGGUGCAAAAGUACCGCGGCCUCGCCGACGGCAGCGACGAGAAGCGCCAGAUGGAGCUGAGCUUUGGCAAGGCGACGCUGCUCAAGCUCGUGGAAAAGUGGGAGGAGGAGGAAAAGACGAGGCAGUGGAUGAAGGACUUUACCACGCCCUGCCCGACCUGCAGCAUCUGCAUCGAAAAGAGCUACGGGUGCAACCACAUGACCUGCCAGUCGUGCAGGACGCACUACUGCUACCUCUGCGGCAAGUCCAUCAGCGCCACCAAUCCUUAUCUCCACUUUAACACGCCCGGCGCCGGUUGCUACAACCGCCUCUUUGACGGCCUCAUGCCCGGCGCGCCCCAGGUCGACGAAGACGGCCGGCCCAUUGACAUGGCCGACCUCAUUCCGUGGGAGGAGAUCCUUUGA
This is a messenger RNA of Pseudozyma flocculosa PF-1, 2313 nucleotides long. RefSeq lists its product as uncharacterized. The record is from RefSeq and is a predicted model, not a curated record. Gene Ontology annotation, biological process: positive regulation of proteasomal ubiquitin-dependent protein catabolic process; ubiquitin-dependent protein catabolic process; protein polyubiquitination. NCBI's taxonomy places the organism in Eukaryota, Fungi, Basidiomycota, Ustilaginomycetes, Ustilaginales, Ustilaginaceae. Gene Ontology annotation, cellular component: cytoplasm; ubiquitin ligase complex. The transcript is spliced from 3 exons. Gene Ontology annotation, molecular function: ubiquitin protein ligase activity; ubiquitin conjugating enzyme binding; zinc ion binding. Bases 1 to 2313 code for a protein of 770 amino acids.